Molecule: messenger RNA, 1149 nt
Organism: Ophidiomyces ophidiicola
Lineage: Eukaryota; Fungi; Ascomycota; Eurotiomycetes; Onygenales; Onygenaceae
Exons: 2
Coding region: 1-1149 (382 amino acids)
Biological process (GO): L-serine metabolic process; pyruvate biosynthetic process; D-serine biosynthetic process
Molecular function (GO): magnesium ion binding; D-serine ammonia-lyase activity; threonine racemase activity
Source: RefSeq, a predicted model, not a curated record
AUGGCCGACAGCCGCCCCCUCUCGCGCGCCAGCAUCGAGGCCGCCUACGCCCUGAUCCAGCCGCGCGUGCACACUACCCCCGUCCUCACCAGCCGCACGCUCAACAACAUCGCCUCCACCCCGCAGUCCGCCGAGUCGCUCGCCGGCUCGCCUUUCGAAGGCCGCCCGCCCGCCCGCCCCAAGAUAAACCUCUUUUUCAAAUGCGAGAACUUCCAGAAAAUCGGUGCCUUCAAGGCCCGCGGCGCAUUCCACGCCGUGCUGCGCCUGUGCGAAUCGCUGGGCAUCGACGCCGUGCGCGCCAGAGGAGUUGUCACGCACAGUUCUGGAAACCAUGCGCAGGCCCUCGCACUCGCUGCUCAUUCCCUAAACAUCCCCGCCUACAUUGUCAUGCCGCGCAUUUCCACCCCUGCGAAGAUCGCCGGCACAAAGGCCUACGGCGCAAAGGUGAUCUUCAGCGGCUCUACGAGUUCGGAGCGCGAAGAGGUUGUCCGCCAGGUCGUGGCUGACACAAAUGCCAUUCUCGUUCCCCCCUACGAUCAUCCCGACAUUGUACUGGGACAAGGGACCGUGGGUCUGGAGCUGGAGCGGCAGGUCAGAGACAUGGUGCGCGACAAUCCUGAUCUCAGUGUGCAUUCAAAUAGGAUGGGCCAGUUGGACGCCGUCAUAACGCCUCUGGGUGGUGGAGGAUUGAAUUCCGGCCUCGCGACCUGGUUCGCUUCUGAGGACUCCUCGUCAAUGAAGAAGACCCUUGUCUUUGGUGCUGAGCCCUCUUUUGAAGGUGCUGACGACUGCCGGCGUUCGCUCGCGUCGGGCACUCGCAUCACAGCCGUGUCCACGCUCACCAUCGCCGAUGGCCUGCGCACCCCGGUAGGCGAUGUUCCAUGGUCAGUCAUCUCCAACCCUGACAAGGUCCGCGCGGUCUAUUCCGUCACAGAAGACCAGAUCAAAGAUGCUAUGAGGCUGGUGCUUGAGAGGAUGAAAAUUGUCAUCGAACCAAGUGCUGCCGUAGGAUUGGCUGUUGUUCUUUUCAAUGAGGAGUUCAGGGAGCUGGCUGAGAAGGAGGGCGGAGUAGAUGGAUGGGAUAUGGGAGUGGUUUUCAGUGGGGGAAAUACCAGCAUUGAAGCUAUCACGAAGCUGUUUGGGAAUUAA